AUGGCAACUGCUAUAACUUUAACAUCCCUCCUCUCUCUCUCUCUCUCUCUCUCUCUCUCUCUCUCUCUCUCACUCACUCUGUUUUUUCUUCUUUUCUUCGUUAUUUAUUUCUUUUUCUUCUUUUCUUUCAUAUUUUCCCCUUCCCUCUUCUCCUCCUCCAUAUCUUUUCAUUCUUUUCAGUUUGGCCCCAAAUCUCCUUACUUUUUUCUGUUUGCUUAUUCUCAAUCAUUCGUGAUAUUGGUAAGUAUUUAUUUUAUUUGUCCUCAUUUUCGUCUGUUUCUCACAUUUCAUACAAUUUUUUUUCUUCUCGUUUUAUUUUACUUUAUUUUUUCAUUAUUUUUCUGGCCAUCUACUACUACUACUACUACUUCUUCUUCUUCUUCUUCUUCUUCUUCUUUCCUUUUUGUCUUUCUUUUUUCUAGUUCUUUCUUUUUCUUCUUCUUCUUCUUCUUCUUCUUCUUUCCUUUUUUUCUUUCUUCUUCUUCUUCUUCUUCUUCUUUCCUUUUUGUCUUUCUUUUUUCUAGUUCUUUCUUCUUCUUCUUCUUCUUCUUCUUCUUCUCCUUCUUUCCUUUUUUUCUUUCUUCUUCUUCUUCUUCUUCUUCUUCUCCUUCUUUCCUUUUUUGUUAUUGCUUUCUUUCCCUUUCUUUCUUUCUUUCUUUCUUUCUUUCCCUUUCUUUCUUUUCUUUUUUCUUUCUUUCUUUCUUUCUUUCCCUUUCUUUCUUUCUUUCUUUCCCUUUCUUUCUUUCUUUCUUUCUUUCUUUCCCUAAAAGCAAACAGCGCCUUUGA
Messenger RNA from Acanthosepion pharaonis, 786 nucleotides. NCBI's taxonomy places the organism in Eukaryota, Metazoa, Mollusca, Cephalopoda, Sepiida, Sepiidae. The record is from the annotation of a GenBank genome assembly.